GUUGUAGCAUUCAUUAUCUUCUGCCACACUUGAAGAGAGAAUGAAGACAAACAUUUUAUUAACUUUAACUGUGGCAGCAUGUCUGCUUAUCAGUCAAGUGCAGGCCCAAGCUACUGUAGCCAUAAAUGUUGGUGGAGGUACUAUCACAGUCGCUUCGAGCGAUAUUAACACCAUUUUGGCAAUAGUAGCAGCUUUGCAGUCUACAACCACCACUGCAGCUGCGACAACGACGACAGCAGGGGCGGUGACUACAACGACUACGGUCGCUCCAACAACUACAACGACUACGGCCGCUCCGACAACUACAACGACUACGGCCGCUCCAACAACUACAACGACUACGACCGCUCCGACAACUACAACAACUACAGCUGCCCCAACGACUACUACUACAACGGCCGCACCGACUACUACUACAACUACGACCGCCCCAACGACUACUACUACAACGGCCGCACCGACAACAACAACUACUACUACAACGGCCGCACCGACAACAACAACUACUACUGCCGCACCGACAACAACAACUACUACUGCCGCACCGACAACAACUACUACUGCCGCCCCAACAACGACUACUACAACUGCAGCUCCGACGACGACUACUACCACUGCGGCUGCGACGACAACAACUACUACUGCCGCACCAACAACGACUACUACCACUGCGGCUCCGACGACGACUACUACCACUGCGGCUCCUACGACGACUACUACCACUGCGGCUGCGACGACUACUACCACUGCAGCUGCGACAACAACAACGGCUGCCACAACAACUACAACAGCUGCUCCUAUUAGUGUAGUUGUCACUGUCAACGGAUCCAGCGUUACUGUGUCCUCCUCCAACAAUUCUUUGGUGAAUACUGUUCUUCAAAUUAUUGCUAGCCUUACGGCAACAACCACUACGGCAGCGGCUACAACCACUACUACAACGGCGGCGACCACAACGACUACGAGUGCUACAAGUACAACAGCAGCGGCCACAACAACUACCACGACCGCUGCUGCCACGACGACCACUUCCACUGUAGCUCCAACCACCACUACAACUACUACUGUUGCUCCAACAACCACUACAACUACCACCGCUGCGCCAACGACUACGACGACUACUACAGUUGCUCCAACUACCACCACCACAACUCUAGCUAGUACUACUACCACAACCAGAAGACCGUGCGGUACACGUUUGCCAAUCGGUUUGGGAGGUGGUUUUGGAAUCAUAGGAGGCCUGGGCCCGCUUGGCUUUGGUGUGGGUCUCCGAGGAGGUAUUGGAGGUAGAUUGGGAGCUCCACAAGUAGGAGGAUUCGGAAUUCUGCCAGCCGUAGGUCAAGUUGUGCGCACGGGACUUGGCGUGGUUGGCUCGGCCGCUAAUUUGGCUGGGAAUGUAGUUGGAGCCGUCGGUAAUGCAGCAGGUGGAUUGCUUGGAGGUUUAAGCAAUGCUGCCGCUGGAAUUGGAUCUGGUCUCAACGCCGGGCUCAGCGGAGGUAUUGGAGCAAGAGUAGGAAGUGGAUUUGGUGGAAGUCUGCAAGCUGGCGGUGGCUUUGGAGGUAAUCUGCAGGCUGGCAGUGGUUUUGGAGGCAGUUUCCGUACUGGAUUCCGCGCCGGUCUUAUGGACAGUGUCCUUACCACCAUGUGCAAGUCCUUCAAUCUUCAGAACCUAUCCUUCGAUAGCUGCCGUGUAGUGAUCAAAAUGAAGAACUAUUUGGCUUCUCUGGUACUCGCCGUGUGUUUACUCACCGGCCCAGUUGCUAGUCAGUCGGCAACGGUAUCGAUCAAUAUUGGAGGAAGUGUUAUCACUUUAGCGUCGUCGGACUUGUCGACGAUAUUGGCUAUUGUAGCAGCGUUGCAAACAUCAACCACAACAACUGCAGCAACGACAACUGCUGCCGCUACUACAACCGUUGCCACCACUGCUGCUACUACAGCAGCUACGACCACUACGACGGCAGCCACUACCGCUGCCACGACCACUACGACGGCAGCCACUACCGCUGCCACGACCACUACGACAGCUGCCACUACCGCUGCUACGACCACUACGACAGCUGCCACUACCGCUGCUACCACUGCGGCCACUACAGCAGCUACGACUACUACGACUGCUGCAACUACUGCAGCAACCACUGCGGCUACUACUGCUGCUACGACUACAACGACAGCUGCAACUACUGCAGCCACCACUGCGGCCACUACAGCAGCUACGACCACUACGACUGCUGCAACUACUGCUGCCACCACUGCGGCUACUACAGCAGCUACGACUACUACAACAGCUGCAACUACUGCUGCCACUACCGCUGCUACUACAGCAGCUACCACCACUACGACGGCUGCCACCACUGCCGCUACUACAGCAGCAACUACCACUACGACAGCAGCAACUACCACUACGACAGCAGCAACUACCGCUGCCACCACUGCUGCUACUACAGCAGCUACGACCACUACGACAGCUGCAACUACUGCUGCCACCACUGCUGCUACCACUGCUGCCACAACCGCUGCAACUACGACUACUACCACUGCUGCCACAACCGCUGCAACCACAACUACAACUACAGUAGCCCCGACCACUACGACCUCUACAGCUGCUCCGACUACUACGACCACCACUGCUGCACCGACUACCACAACCACUACUGCUGCUACGACCACCACAGCGGCCCCUAGUGUGACUAUAACUCUUACUCUCAACGGAAAUACGAUCACCAUUGUGGCUUCCGAUUCGAGCUUGGUGAAUUUGUUGACACAAAUUUUGACUAGUUUGACAGCAACGACUACUACUGUUGCCCCGACUACCACAACAACUACUGCUGCCCCGACUACUACGGCCACUACUGUUGCCCCAACUACCACGACCACUACUGCUGCCCCGACUACUACGACCACUACUGUUGCCCCAACUACCACGACCACUACUGUUGCACCUACCACUACCACCAUUGCUACCAGCACGACAACACGUAAAUGUGGUGUUGGCAUUGGAAUCGGAGGUGGAAUUAACAUUGGAGGACUGGGAGGAAUCGGAGGAAGCAUUGGUAUUGGUGCCGGUCUAGGAGGUAUCGGAGCUGGAAUAAAUGUUGGUGGAGGUUUGGGAGGACUCGGUGCCGGAUUUGGUGCUGGAAUCAAUCUUGGUGGAGCAGGAACCGGACUCAAUGUAGGUACUGGAAUUCGUCCGAUCGGAUCUCUUCUCGGCACGGUGAUCAAUACGGCUGGCAAUGUAGCCAGCACUGCAAUUAACACGGCUAGCACUGGAAUUCGUCCGAUCGGAUCGCUGCUCGGAACGGCGAUCAACACGGCUGGAAAUGUGGCCGGAACUGCAAUCAACACGGCUGGUGGUGUGAUCAAUACGGCUGGCAAUUUGGCCGGUACUGCUGUGAAUACGGCUGGAAACCUGGCCGGAACUGCGAUCAAUACGGCCGGUGGCGCAGUGCGGGGAGUCGUUGGAACUGCUACCAAUGUGCUCGGUGCUGCCACAAACGUGGUUGGCAAUGUUGCCGGAGGACUGUUUGGUGGAUUGGCCAGCGGCAUUCAGGCUGCAUCCAAUGUUGGCUCCCGGUUGAACGUCGGAGGAAGUCUAGCCGGUAGUGGCGGACUCCUUGGCAGCAGACUGACUGCAGGCGCCGGUUUUGGAUUCGCUGGAUAAAAAGCGGAACCCGAACCAAAAUCAAACCCCUGUUUACUGACUGAGCUGUUUUCUUUUUCUAUCUUUUAAACCUUCAAUAAAAACUGAUCUAUUUUGAGACCAA
This is a messenger RNA of Anopheles merus, 3758 nucleotides long. RefSeq names its product mucin-5AC-like. The transcript is spliced from 5 exons. NCBI's taxonomy places the organism in Eukaryota, Metazoa, Arthropoda, Insecta, Diptera, Culicidae. The record is from RefSeq and is a predicted model, not a curated record. Bases 41 to 3655 code for a protein of 1204 amino acids.